AUCAAGAAAUUUGACGGUCCCAAUCACACCUGUAUUGUGGCAACGAUGAUCAAAGUUAGCGCAGAAAACACCUGAUCCACAAAGCAAUUUACAGGAAUUCUCUCUCCCGUCCUUUUUUUUCUAACUACGUGUUCUACACGUCUGGAAAGAAAAAAGGCUUAUACUUACCUGUCUUGCUUAAACUAAAAGCACUGGAGAAUACAGGAGUUCUGAUCAUCGUAAUUAUAACUAUGGCUUUACAAUUGUCUUUGAUCACUCUCUUCCUUUUCUUCAGCUUAGUUUCUAGCGAGAUAAUACUGGAAGAGGGGUACACGGUGACCACAGUGAUCGACUGCCACAAGCUGAAGAUAUUUCCAUAUUCAGUCCUAGCUCUUCCUGGCUCCUCUGAUCUGCUGGUCCUUGAUUCUUUCAACAGUCACCUCUACACUGUAUCAUUUCCCCUCUCUAACGAAAGCGAGGUAAAACGGAUAUCAUCAGGAGAAGGAAAGGCGGGUCUUUGGGACGGAGAAUUGGGCCAGGCCCGAUUCAAUAACCCGAGAAGCUUUGCACUCGACGCUAAAGGCAACGUUUAUGUCGCUGAUAGGGGCAACCACGUCAUUAGGAAAAUCACCCCCUCAGGUGCUGUGACGACGAUCGCCGGCGGUUACUCAAAGACAGUAGGCAACAAAGACGGGCCGGCGCAGAACGCAACAUUUUCUAAUGAUUUUGAGUUAGCUAUAGUCGCGGAGAGAUGCAUUUUACUGGUUGUGGAACGCGGCAGUCAAUCGGUUCGCCAGAUUGAUCUCAACCCGGCGGAUUGCGCCACAAGCUCUCCAUCAGGGCAAAUUUUCGGGCUUGGAGCAGUUACAAUUUGGACCCUAGGUCUGGGACUUUCAUGUUUACUGGGCUUAUUUAUGGGGAUUUUACUUCGCCCUUAUAUCAUCCCCCAUACAGGAAGGCCUCACCCUCAUCAGAUUCAGCAAGAUAUGGAACCAUUGCGUAAUCAAUUUGGGGAAACAAGUAGCGAUACUCUGCUACGACAUCAAAAGCGCAGUUGCUAACUCCAAGCUUUAUCUAUUUAUGCUGAAGCUCUUUUGGUUGUGCCUUUCUCACAUGUCUCUUUUGUUUAGUGUUAAUUUUGUGGAAUAUCGUACUUCAGAAAAGGAUAUUGUUUCUUUGCUUGAUUCCGAUGACUUGAGUAAUCCUGAGGUAAAAAAGUCACGGAUUUUUUCUGAUCAAUUGAAAGAUUUGAUCUGUUGUGAUGAAAACCUAGAGUUGCCAUACACAUCUGAGUUCAUUUUCAAGCAAGGAGAUGGGAAUCAAAAUGGCAGUACCGUGUUAGCUGACUGCCAUGGAAGGAUAGACGCAUUGAUACAAGCUAACGUUAUGGAGUUUGCAAACGAAGCUGAAGAAACUACUGCAAUAGUGAAGCCAGGUGCGAGCAGCUCACGUUUAGUGAAGAGAAGAUGAAUGAAGUAGGAAUGUAAAUUCUGUAUCUUAGAUGCCUAGGUAUUGUUAUGGGCUUUGUAAUACGAGAAUCGGUGAUAAUCCUUGAUAUUCAACUAUCUAAACAUGGUUGUGCCUGAUGAAACUACUGUAUACAUUGCUAAAUAUCAGUGGGUUUACGCUUCCAAA
This is a messenger RNA of Theobroma cacao (cacao), 1614 nucleotides long. Its product is annotated as NHL domain-containing protein. The record is from RefSeq and is a predicted model, not a curated record. Lineage: Eukaryota; Viridiplantae; Streptophyta; Magnoliopsida; Malvales; Malvaceae. Gene Ontology annotation, molecular function: protein binding.